CAAACAUUGUUGUCAAACACUUUAAGAAAUGAGGAUAUUCGUUGCUGCAAUCUGAGGAUUUUUCAUGAAAAGCUCAAAUAGUGCACUAUUAGUUCAAACAAAACCUACCUCUUUUUGAUGGCUCUACACACACAUGCAAGAAUGUCCCGAGGGUGUAGUACACGAAGAUAGCUUUAAGGAAAUAUAUUCCAAAUUUUUCCCUCAUGGAAAUUCUAGUUUAUAUGCACACUACGUGUUCAAAGCCUUUGACGUGAACUGCAACGGGGCAAUUAGUUUCAGGGAUUUGCUGAUAACGUUGUCGACGUUAUUGCGAGGCUCGGUAUACGAGAGGUUGAGGUGGACCUUUAAGCUGUAUGAUGUGAAUGGGGACGGCUGCAUCAGUCGAGGAGAAUUAUCAGAGAUAGUCAUAGCUGUACAUGAGCUGAUGGGAAGAAGAGCGCACCAGGUGGAAGAUGACCGCAAGGCGCGUGAGCAGAUCGACCGUGUCUUCCGAAAGCUGGACUUGAACCAAGAUGGCGUCAUUACCAUAGAGGAGUUCAUGGAGUCCUGCUUGAAGGAUGAUGCCAUCACUAGGUCCCUGCAGAUGUUUGAUGCUGUACUGUGAUAGUAAAUUAUUAUAUUGUGGUGGAACAAUCAAUGUGCGUGCAAUGUGAUUUCGUGAUAUAAUGAGUGGAGAUCAUCGUAUAAGCACUGUUAAGCUAAGAACAUUAUGAUGAACUCGAAAGUAGGGUGUGUAAGUAGAAAAAGACUCUGAUCAAAAUGUCUGGGAGGGGGAAGGUGUAUAGAGUGCCAAUUUUGUGGAAAAGCUGAAUUUAUAUUUCUCUUGCUUUGGCGGUUUUACAAAAAGUUAUGGAGAAAUUGCUUUUGACUACCGUUGGGCAUUUGUCAAUCAGAUUAUUUUGUAAAGCCAUCAAUUUGCGGUUAUUUUACUUAUUUAUAGAAACACCAUUUAUGUGUUUAUACUGAGGAAAAGUGAAUGAAAAAAAUAAUACCAAACUUAUUCAGAUAUGAAUACAGAGUUUUAAACUACACCGUUUUAUUGAGAUACCAGCACACGAAUGAGGUUGACUUAAAAAUCCUAUUUUUCAAACGUGUUCACCCAUCCUCGAUUUCAACGCUCUCCUUAACCAAAUAUUGUUGAUAUGUACGACGUCUGUAAAUCAAGUAAUGAGACUGGCACAGUAGCGUUCGGUCUAGCAACACUGGAGCGGCCGGGCUUAGAGGAGAAACAGGGGACAUGUGAUCCGCCUUCAGUACAAGUUUGAACUCGCUCGAAUCAUUUAGUUGUCCGUAGCGAUUUUUUUUGUGAAAGUGUUUUUCCUAUUAUGCUAUAAAAAUAAGUAACAUCGAUUUAGAGCAUCGGUGGCUAUCAGACUUGGACACAGUGCAAAGGAAGCUCUUGUUAAACUUCAGCAUGCAUGCGGAGUCAGCGAGUUGUCAAGAGCCCUAGUUUUUCGGUGGCUUAAGGCAUUUUGACACGGGAUAGUUUCGAUAGAAGAUGAACUCUCCGAAGCAAAAACCUUCAUCUUCAUGAACCGGGACCUUGUGCAUUCAGAGCUUCGGUUGACAGAAUGGUCGGGGAAGAGUGACAUUCGAAACACACCACCGUUCAUCAGAUCAAGAACAACUGGGUGUUGCGUCACAAUCAUGCUCCUUGCCAUGUCCAUAACGAGUAUUUGGCCAGUAAAAAGAUUCGUGUGGCGCCUCGGCCUCCUUAUUCGCCUCACUUGAGUCCGUGUGACUUUUUUCUCUUCCUGAAGUUGAAAAAUCAGCAAAACGUUCAAACAGCUGUAACCGGAGAUUCAGCACUGCUAUGAGGAGUGGAAGAACCGUCCCAGCGCUUAUUUUGAGGGUGGUAAAAUAAAAUUGUAAUUAUUUUUGAAUACAAAAUUUUAAACAAUCAUUUUUAUCACUUAAUUUACAGACCUCGUAUAUUGAGAGAUGCUUUGGUGUCUAAAUUACUAGCUUGAUAUGAAGUAUGGACCAAAAUAUGUGGUGAAUACACAUGACUAUUUCAAGAAUCAGUUUGAAGCCAUAAACAUCUAUACAGGCCAGCCGUUGCAGUUUUAUAUUGUUUAUUAUUUACAUAGAAGCAAAGCAUUACAGUUUCAAAAAAUAACAAAAUACAGCCAAACCUGAACCAAACCGAUGCCGGUCGUGUCCUACCCCUUGAUCACGUCCACAGCGCCAGCGUACAGUUAUACGAAUACGAAGUAAAUACAGAUUUUACGACAGAGCCGUACUUGAAACUUCAGUUCAACUUUUCAUUUGUUUUUGUUUACUUGUUCACUCACGUUUCACCACACAUUAGCUUUGUUAGAUCAAGCGUAGUUGUGUCUGAAAAGGAAAACCCCAAUUUUGUAUAGGCUUGACUCCUUCUAAUAUAUUCGAGUUCGUUGGCUGAAGCUGGUGUUCCAGAAAUUUAGAAUGCCUGGAAACGCUGCAAACAAACUGAACCGAUAUACAUUUUCUUAGAAAAUAAACCAAAGUCAUUCAAUCAAUUCAUUUGAAACCGAAAGUUUGUCGGUUUUUUGACAUGUCGUAGGUUUUUUGUGACAUAACGACGAUUUUUCUACAAGAUGUUACUUAGCAUGAAGUGUUGUACACUUGUUGUGCACUCGUUUUGUAGUUGUACGUGUUGCUUAACGUCAGCGAUCAGCGAUCCUAGUGAGCACACUAAAGACUAUCUAGUGUGCAAGCUGACAUUUCGUCGGUUUUUUUACGUUUUUUAGGUUUUUUACAUAAUACCCCUACGGAUCAGCUAUUUUUAGGGAUAACAAAUUUCAAAAAAAGUAUCUCCUUUUUGUAUAAUUUGAAGUCGCAACUUACUUUUGGUAUAAUCAUGAUACUUUUAUUGGAAAUGGUAUUAUGUAUAUUGCGACAUGAAGCAUUGUCCCAGAUACAUGCAACAGUUACAAUUAAUAAUGAAUGCGAUGUAGCUGAUAAAUAAACCAUAGUACGUGCGCCCAAAAUCGAUACGGUAUAACGUGUUGCUCUGAAUUGUUAAUAGUUCUGGCAGUUAUAUUUGAUAAAUGCUUAUUUUGGCUAUUAGCAAUCACAGGAUUUACGGGUUUUAAAAAAAUUAUGCAAGAUUUGAAUUAAAUAGGAAACAGAGUUUGCCAUUACUUUAUAUUGUUAUUUUCUUAUUGAAUCACCAAGCACACUGGAUAGGGUUAUAUAAAGUGUUCGGAACGUAAAUACCAUCUUUUCCGAUUUGGUACACAUUGAACCACAUAUAUCUUAGUACAAGUUCGACCCGCUUUUGAGUUACAUGCAAUUUUGUGAAAUCCACGAGAAAAGCCAAAAUCAAGCGAUAAGCCAUCGUUUGUUCAAUAACGAGGAACAACUCUUUUGUUUUCUUAUUUUUAUCAUUUAUCUUAAUAGUCUCUCUAUAAAAAUAGUUUCCAAGUUUUCAAAAUAUGGCGAACACGUUAUAAAAAAUAAUUUUAAUGGUUAGAUUUUCCAGCGCUUCAAGACUUUUCGAAAGAAUUUAUGGGAAAACCAUUAAAAAAAACUUCUUCCACUCCUGCUCUUUCAUAUGGUAUGUCACUUGAAGUGAUGUAGCCAAAUUUUCCCCAAUGACCCCAAAUACCUAAUAUAAAUUCAAAACGAAAAACAUAAAAUCCAAUGUUCGUGAAACAAAGCACUUGAAGUUGUCAAAAUUAUCCAUUCAUUCGAUAACAUUUAAUUUGAAAUAUGAUGACAACGUGGAUGAUUAAGAUGUUGUUUCUUGGACUUGUAUUGUCUAUAUGGUAUUCCUGUUGCAGUAGUCACUUUACUAAGAGUCAUUCGGCCAGGCCACAGUAGUCUCAAGCCUAGUUCAUAUAGACACGAAUCGCCAAUUGCGAAUGCGAAUUGGGUUGCCAUUCAUGAAGACGCGAAUUUAGCAAUAAUUUUAGAAACAUUCACUUUUAUUUUUCGGUGGCAUACUGGGAUGUUGCUAACAAUAGUUGUAGUAGGCUUGUUUGCUCGUUCUGUUAUUUCUGGGGAUAUUCUUAUUAAUUUGUGACAGUUUAUUUUAUAAUGGAUGAAACACGCAAUUUAUUUCUUUGGCGUUGAAGACCAGCGAUUACUGCGUAGUGACUAAAAAAAGAAAUAACAAAUCACUUCGGGCGAUCGGUAAUUUUAAAGUAUACAAGACAGCAAGGGGCAUUCCACAGUUUAGUCCAAGAAAUGAGAAUGCAAGAUGAAAUGAAGAAAUAUUGAAAUAAUUAAAACUACAAGACGAUAAAUGCAGAAAACUCUUACAGAAACAGAAAAAGAUAGUAGCGUCAUUUCAAGCCAAGUAAAAUGAAGUAUACAAACCAAACAAUUAUGGAUUGCGCUUACGCAGCCAAAAAUCGCAAGAAAUUCAGAUUAAUUUUUUCGAUUCGGAAGGAAGUUAAACUAUAAAAGCGGUCACUAGUCACUUCACUGAAUUGAUCACUUUGAGUAUUAUUUGUUUUAUUCGCAAUCGCGAUUCGCGUCUAUGUGUAGUAAGAUUUACGGGAACAUACGAUUAGCGGCUAGAGCGUCUCAUUCUCAUUCAAGCGUGAUCCCAUGAUGCCAGUAGGCGUUGCCGUCAAGCACCUUGUUCCCGUCGUGCUCAAGUGACGCUUUUUCACGGUAUUUGGUAACAGUCGUGAUUCGUGAAAAUUAUCAAUUACUAAAUGACAGUUCGUGAAAUAUCUGCCACAAUAUUCCUUGUCUAUAGCUACUUCUGGUAUUUCGAGUACAGAGCCUAUCCUUGUCGAUGAGAUACACGGUAUAUAAGUACUAAUAAUAGACGAGUUGACACUUUUUUCAAAUAGUUCUAAAUAUUUAAUAUUUGUUUUAUUAGACAAAAAAAUUAUCCCUAUAUUUUUUUUCAGACCCCGUAAAACUGUUAUUUUUCUUUGACAUGCGAAAACGCCGCCCGCCAAAUUAAUGUGUUCUGACGCCAUACCAUUUGUAAUAGCAGCAAUCCUCUCAACAUCUCAAACUGUUCAGCAUAUAAACAUUAUUUCAACUAAUUUACAUGAAAAAUAAUGUAAUUAUCGUUAUUGUAUCAUCUGAGAAUGUAAAAACACAUCGAUGAAGACCCCAGGAAAGCCGUGGAUUAGAGGGCCCAGGGAAAUAAAUAUACGCAACACUUGUAUUGCUUGGAGCAUACCUUAUGUUCCGGACAUACAAAGGGUACUAUAAAAGUUUUGCCAUAUGCCAACAAACAAACGCAGGAGGCUGCAUGUUACUGCAUGUUCAGACAUGACCAUGAGAGCUAGCAGCACGUCUGGACAGUUUUACGGUAUAAAUUUACGCAUGGUUCAAGCAUAGACCAGUGCUUAGAAAUAACGCUUGCAUUAAAAAAAUAUUGUUCUCAUCGUACGACUAUACUCAGGUGGUACAGAGACCUCCAAAGGGGCAAUUUCACUCUGGAGGACGCUGAGAUGAAAGGAAAGCCGCGUACGUCAUUCACAGAGGAAAACAUUACUGCUGUGAGAAAAAUGCUUAACGGAGACCGGAUAGUGGCAUACCAACAGAUAGAGAAGACCUUAUACCUUCAUGCACUAACAAUUCAUUCAAUUUUGCAUGACCAUUUACACGUAAGCAAACUUUGUUCUCCCUGGGUGCCGCAUAGUCUGACGGAAGAGCAGAGGACUCAUCACCGAAAGAUGCUAAAAAUCUUUAAUAAGGGGUUAUCUCGGUAUGUGAACAGCAUCGAGACAGGUGGCGAGACUUGACUCUAUUAUUACGAUGUGCCGGCCAAGGCUCAAAACAAAGUUUGGGGAGGACACACCUGUAGCUGUCAGAAAAUGCCGACACACAGAAGACAGUCACAGCUAAGUGGUACACGGAACAGUGUCUGCCUAAAGUCAUAGAGUCUAUGAAAAACAUGCGGCCAAAGUCAAGAAUGGACACUUGGUACCUCCACCAUGACAACGGACCAGCUCUCCGCGUCAAAGCCUGCACCGAGUAUUUGACAACUACUGGACUGAAACUUAUAGAGCACCUUCCUUACUGUCCAGGACUUGCUCCCUGCGACUUUGCACUGUUUCCGCAUGUGAAAAUGAAGCUAAAAGGAUAACUGUUUUCUAGCGAUGACGACCUUCUGAGGGCUUGAGACAACGAAUGUACCGCACUCCCGGGUGAAACUUGCCAGAGCUGGUUUAAAAACUGGUUUUUUCGGAUGAAUGUGGUGGAAAUUACUUUGAACGAAGUCAAUAAAUAAAGCUGUAUUGCAAAACUUUUAUCGUACCCUUUGUAUUUUAUUGUGCAUAUCGUCUCGUUUACGUUGGACGUAACAUACGACAUCAUCAACGAAAUUAUUCGGAGGAUAUGACGCAUGAGCAUAGUUUUGAAUGACUUUUGAAAAGAAAAAUUAUGUAAGUGUUCUACUUUUUCUUUCUUUUCAUAUCUAACAUUAUAUCAGAUGUACUGUACUUACAUAGAAGUAUUGUUGUUCUUCAGCUCAGUAGAUCAGAAAUCUAGGUUGAAGGCAAAAAAAUACCAACCACCAACAUGUCAAUGGCAAAUGUGUGCUUUGUGAUUUUACGAAUCCAACGUCUAUGAUUGUUCAAACGAGAAAACGAAAACUUUUUACGUUGAUUAGGAGUGUUUUAAAGGUAUUCAAAGAACACAACUUUAGUCUAGGAGUGACUUACGGAUGACGCUUCUUUGUUUACAAUUUGUAAGACGUCAUCAAGAUCGAUAGUGUUUUCAUAAUUUCGUAUGAAAACUUAAAAAUUUGUUUCUUUAUGUUGGACCUAUAUAUGCAUCUUGCACUUUUAAAAAUUGAAAUCAAUAUAUUUCGUUUUCCUAAGGCUGUACUGUAAGAAAUACUCAUUUAUUCUAUGAAAUUAGGUAUGAGUCAAGUUGACUAUUACCAUCGCAGAUUGUCAUUCACGCAGCAGAUAAAGGAUACGCGCUAUUAUGUGUGCAAGUGUAUGCCAGUAUUGGAAUAUUGCGGUCAUAUUAGUGCUAUUCGUUGCCGCAACAGAGGCUAUUUCUGGAUUACCUAAUGUGCGGUUCUGAAAUGCCAUUUCAACUUGUAGGCUUAACGUAACUGAAAGUUCUCGGUUACAAUACAGUUCAAGAUCCCAUUUACAACGAAAUAUCCAUCUAGUUUAACAGAUGCAAAGCUGGAUUACAUAUAAGACCUUGGACGGGGACGUUCAUACAUUUAAAACGUCUCCAUCCGUCAAAUGGAAGGUUGUUGUUAGAAUUAUAUCCAACAACAUAUCUUUAGAUACCACUACCCGAGGUCAGUGAUUAUCGAUGUGUAUAUUUUGAUUAAGCGUACCCUGUAGAGAUGCAAAUUAGUAGUAGUCGAUUUUUUCAGUGAUUCGCAUAUUCUAGCUUUAUUUUGUCUGCAACAAUAAUAAAGUAUUGAAUGCGUAAUAUUACUUAUGACAGAAGAAGCAGCAGCUUUUAAUGAUUUAAUCCAUGAAUCUGGUUGGUCUUUAGACAAAGGAUUGUGUUUUUUCCACUAUUUUGGCGAUUAGCAGGAAUUCCAAACAAUGAGCAUAUUAUUGUUUCCCCUCGUUAAAUAAUUCUUAACCGCACAAAGGGAAGCUUUGCAACAGUUCUUCGCAAAUGAAUAACAGUAACACUUUUCCAUAGAUUUCCGAAUACUGACACCAAGGAUUUACAAGAAAUAAGCAAUAAUAGCAAUAAUUGAGUUAAAUUUACAAUGGCAAUCCAUUUGUUGGCGCUCAUAUGGCGUAUCUGUCUAAGCACAGCGUUUCCAAAUCAAACACAAAAAUUCCUCAGAAUUGUUGCUUUUCUAAAAAACCUCCCCUAAGUCCCUCAAAUUUGGGGGAAAAUCCCCCAACAUGGCGACCCUGUCAAAUCACCACUGGUACUCCAGGCGUAAAGUUUCGGGAUCGUUUUUCCAGCACGAACAGCGUUACCGUCGCUUUUCCUGGUAUUUAUUUUCCAUGAUUUCGUUAUCUAGUUCUGCGAACUGUCGAAGCUAUUUCAAUCCUACUACGAUACGGCAUAAAACCGCUGUACUGAACUGAUGUGGUAAUUGAAACACUGCUAGAAACGUCUGUUAUAUAUAUAAUUGGGAAAUUGACAAAUUUUUUUAGGCUUAAGUUGACUCUUUUGACGAUACAGUCAAGCUUUCGGCAUUCUCUAUGGCGCCUUAAUCAGGAUUCUGAAAACACAAUUGUGAUGCUAGCAAAGAAAACAGGACAGAUUUAAAUUGUCAAACAACUUACUCGUCGUUGAGGUUGCAGCCACAAGGUGUUUCAAAACGAACGUAGAGAAGAUAGAACUCGUAAUAAGUAUAAAAACAAAAAGACGGAGACAUUGGGCUUGUUGAUAACGACAGAUACCUUCGUUACAUGUUAAGAAUAUCAAUACACCCGAACAUAUUAAAAAUUAUUAGACGUGAGAAGACAAUUUAGUGAAACAAUCGGAAUGCAGUCUCUAACCUCCUACUUCCGCUACACGUGGGGAGGGGGACGGCACGGAAAGAUAAUGCGUCGACAGAUGACAAGUGAUUGACGCGACGGACCGUGGAACUGUAAACCUCAUGGUCCAAUCUCUCACCUUCCAAUCUCAAAAAGUAUGUGUAGAUGCUACUUAAAUUGCUGAUAUCUCACUUUGUGUUGAGAAAUAAAUAAAUUUUAUGUUCAAAUACAAGUUGAAAUGAUUCAGGAACGUUUGAAAUAAUCCUUUUUAGUAAACAGAAUCGUUUUACCAAGUUGUGCAUCCUUAUUCAUGCAACUUAUUUAAGAGCAAUUUAGACUCAACCGUUCUGGAGUGGACGUAUAUACGUAGCAGUGUCAAUGUUAGUUAUCUCUCGAAUAGCCCAAUGUCCUGAUGAACGCUGACGAACUGACGAACUCACGUAUAUCUAGAAAAAUUGAUAUAAUAAAUUGCGGAGUCUUUAUGUCCAACAAAAACCAAUAUCCGUAAAAGGUUUAUAAUAUUUAUGUCAGUCCAAGUAAAAUCAAUGUCAGAACUGCCUCAAAAUGAUUCAAGUGUUGUUAACUUCUUAGUACGAAUUUCAUUCAGCUUCUCCCUUACCAUAUGAUAAAAAUGAUGUAUUUUGUCGAUUCCUGAUGUUUAAGAUACUUCAGACACAGCUCUUAUGAAACAGAAGAAGCUUAUUUGUAAAUAAACCGGUUUAUCUAGAUUUCCUCACAUUGUAUAAUAUUCAUAGGAUAUGUACAAGGUAUGAUUUGUUUUCGUUUAGUUUUUGAAGGAAUAUACGUUGCUGGCAAAGCAAUGAGCGAUAUAUGGCUAAAUCGCGUGUGCACGUAUAUUUUCAAACAAUUUUGUAUCAGGAAAAAAAUAUUCCUGCCGGAGCAAGUCAUUUUCUUUAUUAUUUUAAUAGCAGUUAUACAUUUUCAGCAAGUAACAUUGUAGAUCCAUUUAUAGAUGUUGGGCAAUUAAUUCAAAUGGGAGUAUGGAUCAGGGGUCCCGAACUAAAAAUAGAUGGAAUUAAAAGGUACACAAGUGCCAUCUGCAGCCAGAAUCGGACACUGAGACGGUGCCAUUAUCACCACAUCUCUGAUAGAGAUAACUAUUUUGCUUUCAUUCGUUAUCCGAUUAUUUAUUUUGUUCCCUUCAAAGUAAUCCCCAUCAGACAUUAUAAACUUGUGAUAAAGUUUUUUCCAGUCCUCGAAGCAUUUUGAAAAAUUAUUUUUUGUGAUCUUGUUCAGCUCCAUUUUUGUUCUUCCACAAAUCCGGGUGUUUCUGGCGGCUUGCUUCUCGCAAAUUGCGCAUUACUUAAAGGUAAUAUUCCUUGUUCACCGUUCUACCCUGCGGCAAGAACUCAUCAAUGAUUGCAUCUGUUGUUGACGUUCCUAGGCGUCCGGAACGCUUUUCGUCGCUCACAUCUUCUCGGCCCUCUGAGAACAUUUUGUAUCACCGAUAAACGUUGCUUUUGUCCAAAGUAGCUUUGCCGUAUGCAACAGUCAACAUUUUUUGGAAUAGACAAAAAUCGGAGACAAGCUAAAACACGUCCACGCACAAUAGCUGUCAAAAACUGACUGAACAUUCAAAAUGGCCUAUGUUGUCAGUCAAAAUUAGUCGAUCGAAAAUCGAACAUACGUAGCCCUCGAAAAUUCAAAAUUUGCGAUAGUUUUUGAGUAAACCUCGUAUAUCGUACAAAACAGGUUGAAACGACACCGUAUACGAUUGUAGUGGAGGGUCAUUAGACGUAAAAGCACAAAAACCUCGGAAUGACAUGCGUUAAACAUACCGUAUAUUAAAAAGUUCAUAUAGUAAUUUUUGAUUUUCAGAUUAUUUGUUCUUUUUAAUCUUCCCUUCUUGUAUACACCAUAAAGGCCGUCUGUCACUAUACAAAAUUUUGUCAACAAUUUGUUACCGCAUUUCGUAAUUAAUUCGUUACUGAAUUUAGUUCCCAAUUUGUAUAGGUACAAUUUGAAAUCCUGUCUGACACGUAAAGAAAUUUUUUACUGAAUUUCGUUUGGAAUCAUGCGCAGUAGGCAGAAAAAUAACAAUAACUGUCAACUUCUAACUGCCAUUUAUCACGUCAAAUUCAUUUUAACCACACUUUCCUUUGCGGUUGCUACUUUACUCCUUUCUCUUUAAACGAAUAGAAAAUUGUAUAAAAUGGAGCGAUCCCGUAAUUCGCAUAAUAUUAUAUGCGACUGAUACAACAGCGAUCUGCGUUAUAGCUGCCCAUCUCAUGAGAAAACGAAGUAAAUGGAACCGUAAAAGAAUUUGGUCCCGAAAAUGGAUCAGAGAGGGGGACCAGGGCAUGUGUGAGCACUGUGAGCUCCAUAUGCUGAAUAGAGAACUUCUAGUGCAGGAUCUACUGGCUUUAAGCCUAAUUGAUUUUUAAGUCGUUCUGAUUUUAUCCAACGCAGCUUAUUUGGCUUUUUUGAUUUUAUAGGCCUUGGUUUUUACAUCAUAAAAACAGUCAUAUUUCUCAUACUCGUUUAGUAAUACGAAUAUGUCACACUGCUCUUUUGAUCAUGACAUCUUUCAAGUUUUUAAUCUAUAGGUAGAACAGCAUAUGCAGGGGAGUUUCACGAAACUGAUGAACACAACUGAUAAUAUUUAUCCAUUUUAAAUCAGUUACAUUUCUUGCCUACCAUAAUACUUACUAAUAGAGUAUUAAUGGCCAAGGUUUACAACACUUGUAAGUCUUGACCGGGAAAUUAAUUAAUUUUACUUAGAAGUAAAACCUAUUUUAAUAAGCUUAAAAACAAUGAAGGAUAAAAAAGUGCACAAAAAUAAUAUACGAAAAUAUACAGUAUCUCAAACGCAUUUCACUAAAAAUCUGAAACUUAUUUUUUUUAUACUGAAGCAGCUAACCUAGGCAGACAUCUAAAUACCGGGGUACUCAGUCUGUUAUAAGGAUGUACACUCCACUUUUAGGUGAGCAAAUGAAAGCAGUUUUACUUACCUUUGUCUACAAUAUCAACUGAACAAAAAUCCAUUACAUCUAAUCUUAUGUCUUAACAGAUCUUUCUUGAAUUUCUCUACUUCUUGGCGAUCACGUUAGAGAUAUUUUCACUAGACAAAUCUAGAAGUAAUACAAAAGGUAUUCUCAUAGAGCCUAGCACUAUUCAAAAGAGUAUGACUUGCUUCAAAAGGUUUCCAGAUCUAUUUUUGUAAAAAGUUCUAUACGCAUUACAUUUUUAGAUGGUUUUACUUGAAUAUGUAAAUAGAAUUUGAAAUACCUAUGUGACGUUAGACAAUGUACAGAAUUACGUCAAAGCUUUACUCUCAAUGAUCUACUAGACAAUUUUUAGUUUUCAAGUGAUGUUAUUGUUCUUAUUUUAGUUAAACUGUAAAGGUAUAUUCACAUGGAAGGUGAAAUCUGAAGUGCGGCAUAAACAAUGUCCAAUUUCGCCAUUUUAUGAGUAAAAAAGAUAUUUUACCCUUUAUCUAAAAGUUGUUACCAUUUAUAGGAGGAAUGAGACACCAGACAUCCCAAAUCUACCUAGAUGUCGUAAUUUAUUCUUUAGAAAUAAAUGUACAACCAUAAAAAUGUAGAUUUUGUAGCACUAGUAGAAUAUUACAAAUCUUCAAAAAUCAGCGAUUCGAUUCACCCAACAUGUGAUGACCUGAUGAAUACAUCUUUGUUGUGACACGUUUCCUAAAAGGAAUGAAAACUUCAUUAUUAUAACAAUAGUGUAGGAUUUAUAUAUACUUUUUUUGCAUUUUGCAACAACUGUGUAGUAAAUAAAAUAUUUGGAAAGCUGACUAUAGCCAAUCUUCUUGUACCUAAGUCUUAGGUGUUUUAAGUUGUUGUGUAUUAUGGACGUUUUUAUCAAGAGACACAAAGGAUAAAGUUAGACCGUUUAUCAAUUUGAUUAAUUUUUAAUUUCGAUGAAAAAUUGAACAUAAGGCUCUUCGGUGUUGAAAAAAGAAACGUUUGUAUGGAAUUAGAGUAAUCUCCUUGUUCUUCCUAUCGUAUAAAGAGGAUUUCUAGAAUUAUCAUCGAAUUAUAAAGAAUAUUAUUAUAGACCAAUAUAGAGCUACAACUUACCUUUAUAUUCUCCGAGAUAUAUCUACAAAUAACCUUUGUAUUGUCUAAGAUAUACUGAUACUUAUGUUUAACAGUCAGAGGGAAGUACAUACAAAUGAAUUAUCACAUGUUUUUGUAUUUUUAUUUUAAUCAAGAAUUCAUUUGUGAAAUAACACUUCGGUUUAAGUACAGUUUGAAAUAAAGCCCAAAGAGGUGUUGAUAUAUAAAACAGCCCAAAAGCAAAAGUUAGAAGAGUACAUUGGACACUGUAUUCUACAAAAAAUUUCUAUUACGCCUAAUAAUAAUACCGUCCCUUUUUGCCUUCAUCAAUUUUAUGGACAUUUAAGAGUUUGUGACAAAUACAUUGCCGAGCGCUAGCCUGCGGUGCUUUUGUACCUGCUCAAAAAUAAUCUUGAUGACAGUUGAGAACUCUAAUUUUUAUGGUCGUUUUUACGAAGUCCUAUGAGGGUCAAGAUGUAGCCCUAUAUGUUGUGAAAACAAUUUGUAUAGUGUUGUAGAUAGAAUAUGAUAAAUUAUAUUGAUCGUUUUAAUUUACAGAGAACUUUUAGAGGUGUAUAGGAAAUUUUCUAAUACAUACAUAUAUUCUACUUUGUCCUCAUUACUGUAUAUCUACUUUUCACAUAUUGUGUUGUUAGAGCGAUCUUUUCGUACUUGUGUACUGUUUAUUUUUCAUAUAAAGAUGUGAAUAUUUCCUGUUGAUGAAUAGAUAUGAUUUACGGA
Messenger RNA from Acanthoscelides obtectus, 13156 nucleotides. NCBI's taxonomy places the organism in Eukaryota, Metazoa, Arthropoda, Insecta, Coleoptera, Chrysomelidae. The record is from the annotation of a GenBank genome assembly.